AUGUACCUUAUUGAUUCAUCCGUUCCGAUCGCCUGUGCUGCUGUUACCGACCUCCGCAUCGUCACCGUCUCUGGUCUGCCGUCGCCUUUCGUCGCAAAGACGGCUUCUGUCUCCUCGGCUCUCGUUCCCGGUUCCCUGCUUAACGGUAUCUUGACACUACGGUUCCAAAAAUCGGACCAUCUCGCUUUUUAUCCGGUUGUUCUUCAUUUGAACUUUGUUCACACAAACGCCCUAUAUGAACUCCACAGUACUUCCGGAUAUGUCAGGGAUGGACGUCUUGGGGAUGAACCUCUCAAACCCAAGCUCUCAAUUGACAGCGUCUCACCACGCUCACCCCUAUGCAUCCUCGAUCUCCUCCUCCGCCUCCUCCUCUUCCUCAUCUGUAUUCUCUCUGGAUUGCGUCUCCUCGCAGAGCUCGAUAUCAUCGACAUCGACCAACCCGCGCCCCCCAGUGCGCGCCCUCCGCCAUGUCUGCUACGGCAGUCGGAACGGAAGGUGAACUUCGUCGACAACCUCGUCGACACCGCAUCACAGAUCGUUGAAACCAUCUGGCCCCUUUCCGCCGCGGCGUCCCGCAGUGAUGCCGCGACCGGAUCUAAAGGGGUCCUUCCUCUCCGCACUUUUAUCCAGGAGACACUCCGCCGCUCGCGUACUAGCUACAGUACCUUGCAGGUGGCCUUGUAUUAUUUGAUUAAAGUCAAGCCGCACGUGCCCACGCAUGAUUUCACCAAGGAGCAGCCUCGGGAUCAGUCGUCUUUGCGGGCGAUGCAGUGUGGACGCCGGAUGUUCUUGGCAGCGUUGAUUCUCGCUUCAAAGUAUCUGCAGGAUCGCAACUACUCCGCUCGUGCAUGGAGCAAGAUUUCUGGGCUUAAUACUCUCGAGAUUAACCAGAAUGAGCUUAUGUUCCUCAAGGCUGUCGGAUGGCGCCUGCACAUCGAUGAAGCAACGUUUCAGCGCUGGACUGAUUUGGUCUUGAAGCUGACCCCCGGUGCCGGUGGUCCCCAGGUUACUAAAGGUCAGUGCUGGCAGACUGUCCUACCCAGACUCACCCCUGAAUUGGACCUUGUAGAGUCAGAGCCCAUGACCCCAGUCUCGGCAAUGGGUGGGAUGGAUCUCGGUCUCUCAGAAUACCCUUCGCCUCGCAGUCUGCCAAUCAAUGAGUCUAUGCGCUCCUCGUCGCGCGAACAAACUCCGACUUACGCUCGGAGUCUUCCGCGAACCCUGGAGCCGACUCCGCGCAUGGAUUAUGCCAACUUGGCCAUGCCUAGUAUUCCACGGCCUAUGAUGCUUCCCACGCCUCAGAUGACCCCCCAAUCUCAAGUGUCCGCCACUCCUGCUGCGAGUGUGGCUGCUUAUAACACCCGCCGCCCAUCCAUCUGUACGGCCAUGUCCCAGGCGCAGAAUGCGUGCAUGGCGCGAUCAACACUCGAUCAGCGCCCGCCCCUUUCAUUCUGCCCCCGGACUCAGUCGUUCGAUGGUUACCCGGCUGCGACCCGUCGGUCAUCUUUGGCUCGCUCGACCUCCUCGGCAUCGUCGCCUGACUCGAUGGUUUCGGAUGUCUCUACCUUGUCGUCCCGCUCUUCGCGGUCGUCAUCAGUCUCGUCCAACGCCUCCGGUACUUCUGGCUCAGCGCCAGCCCGUCUGGCUGUUAAGGCUACGUUGCGCUGCACGAGCAAUUCCCUCAAGGAGUCCCGUAAGACUCUGGCUAUCGCCUCUCCGAUUGACGAGAGUUGUCUGGUCGGCGUCUACAGCUCUCCUGAAUAUCCUAGUUCCAUGGGUACUUCGGUCCCAGACCUGUCUAGUUUCUCCCUGGAUUCCAGCCUGAGCGAAGCCGCUCAGAGUCUCUGCGAACUUUCCGGCGCUACGCCCGAACGGCGCCAGUGCCGAAAACGUGGACGUACUGGAUCCGACGAUCUGUUGCUCCAAAACCAUGUGCGUCAUCUGAUCAACCUCGGGACCUCCGGAGAUCACACUGUGUUGCCUGAUGGACAGUUUCCACGCUCGUUCAUGGCGCAACAUGGGUCCUCCAUUACCCCCGUGCAGACUGGCUCAGUCUCUGGACCAGCAGGCAUGAAACGCGCCUGCUGUGGCAGCGAAGCACGCAAGAUCGCGUUGAACCCAAGCCUCCGUGUUGCGGAGUACUUGAAUUGA
This is a messenger RNA of Penicillium mononematosum, 2151 nucleotides long. Its product is annotated as putative G1/S-specific cyclin Pcl5. NCBI's taxonomy places the organism in Eukaryota, Fungi, Ascomycota, Eurotiomycetes, Eurotiales, Aspergillaceae. The coding region runs from base 1 to 2151 and encodes 716 amino acids. The record is from RefSeq and is a predicted model, not a curated record. Gene Ontology annotation, biological process: regulation of cyclin-dependent protein serine/threonine kinase activity. Gene Ontology annotation, cellular component: cyclin-dependent protein kinase holoenzyme complex; nucleus. The transcript is spliced from 4 exons. Gene Ontology annotation, molecular function: cyclin-dependent protein serine/threonine kinase regulator activity; protein kinase binding.